Molecule: messenger RNA, 1619 nt
Organism: Sinocyclocheilus anshuiensis
Lineage: Eukaryota; Metazoa; Chordata; Actinopteri; Cypriniformes; Cyprinidae
Product: hippocampus abundant transcript 1 protein-like
Exons: 11
Coding region: 133-1461 (442 amino acids)
Biological process (GO): transmembrane transport
Molecular function (GO): transmembrane transporter activity
Source: RefSeq, a predicted model, not a curated record
UUUCGGAAUGUUCUUUUUCGAAAGUGGAAGAGAAGAGCGUUAGCGAGAGCCGCUCGAAUUAAAUGAAAAGCGGCUUGAUUAAUUAAAAAGCGACCAGGAUGACUGAGCUCUCGAGCAGAAUGUGAGAGACGGAUGGAAAACAACAUGCUGAUCAAACACAUCAGACAGCGCAGUGUCGGCCGGGCGAAGGUGGCUCAUGCCGUGGUGGUCAUCUUCAUGGAGUUUUUCGCCUGGGGUCUCCUGACCACGCCGAUGCUGACCGUCCUGCAUGAAACAUUUCCACAGCACACGUUCCUCAUGAACGGCCUCGUUCAGGGCGUCAAGGUGAAUCCGGUGCAUCUGUUGUUGUGCAGCUGCAUGCAUUUGAUGAGUUGUAAUUAUAAUAUGUGUUUUUUUGCUCUGAUGUCCGUGUCUGGACUUUUCUCUGUUACGUUCUCUGUCAUAUUUGCGUAUGUGGCUGAUAUUACAGAAGAGCAUGAAAGAAGCACAGCAUAUGGACUGGUUUCUGCGACGUUUGCGGCGAGUUUAGUGACGAGUCCAGCUAUAGGAGCGUUCCUGUCCCUGUGGUAUGGAGACAGUCUGGUGGUUCUUCUGGCCACCAUCAUCGCUGUGGCUGAUAUUCUGUUCGUUCUGCUGGUGGUGCCCGAGUCCCUGCCGGACAAAAUGAGACUGUCGUCGUGGGGUUUGCCUAUCUCCUGGGAGCAGGCCGAUCCUUUCGCUUCUCUGAGGAAGGUGGGUAAAGACUCCACAGUGCUGCUGAUCUGUGUCACAGUGUUCCUGUCGUAUCUCCCCGAGGCCGGACAGUAUUCCAGCUUCUUUCUCUAUCUGGGACAGGUCAUUAACUUCUCCUCAGAAGCGAUUGCAGCGUUUAUUGCGAUGGUGGGAAUCCUGUCCAUCAUAGCACAGACGUUACUGUUAAGCGUUCUGAUGAAGAAGAUUGGGAAUAAAAGCACAGUGCUGCUGGGACUGGGGUUUCAGUUGUUCCAGCUGGCUUGGUACGGCUUCGGGUCUGAACCGUGGAUGAUGUGGGGGGCUGGUGCUGUGGCUGCUGUGUCCAGCAUCACCUUUCCAGCCGUGAGCGCGCUGGUGUCUCGCUGCACGGAUCGCGACCAGCAGGGAGCUGUUCAGGGCAUGAUCACAGGGAUCCGAGGUCUGUGUAACGGACUCGGCCCGGCUCUGUUCGGAUUCAUUUUCUUCCUCUUCAAUGUGGAGCUGAAGGAGCUGAGCCCCGUGGAUCCGAACCCCGUCACGCCGGACACUGAAGAGAAGCGUGUGAUUCCUGGCCCUCCCUUCCUCUUUGGCGCGUGUUCGGUUCUUCUGGCUCUGCUGGUGGCGGUUUUCAUUCCCGCUCAACACGCUCCAGCGCUGAAGACGGAGACUGCGAGCGGCGUCACGGAGAACGGAUCGGUUCCUGUGAGCGACGAAGACAACGAGCCUCUUUUACAGGACAGUAGUUUAUAAGCCCAGCAGGAAACUCCUUUGGUUUGGGUUUUAUUCCAGCAGUGUGUCUGACAAAGCCUUUUACUGAAUGUCUAAACAUCUGUCUUUUUUUUUUUUUUUAUAUAUAUAUAUAUAUAUAUAUAUAUAUAUAUAUCCUUCAGUCUUUGAAAGAGAAUGUG